Molecule: messenger RNA, 4616 nt
Organism: Patiria miniata (bat star)
Lineage: Eukaryota; Metazoa; Echinodermata; Asteroidea; Valvatida; Asterinidae
Product: NLR family CARD domain-containing protein 4-like
Exons: 4
Coding region: 175-3228 (1017 amino acids)
Source: RefSeq, a predicted model, not a curated record
AUAAAACGAGUAAAGCUUUUAGGUUGCCAAACUUUUACCGAACUCCUCCAUGAACUCUCUUGUCAAGUUACAAUUUGGAAGGUGAUAUGCUUGUCACAGCAGCUCAGUAAGACAGGUUGUUGAGCAAACUGUAAACUAAAGUCAUAUUUUGUGUUGGGAUGAUCCAAAAGUACUAUGGAUGCACAAUCUGAAGCAGCCUGUCAACGGACUGAUGUCCCUACCACAUUGCAACAAUCUGAAGCAGCCUGCCAACGGACUGAUGUCCCUACCACAUUGCAACAAUCUGAAGCAGCCAGCCAACAGACUGAUGUCACUACCACGAUGCAACAGUCUGAAGCAGCCAGCCAACAGACUGAUGCCCCUGCCACGAUGCAACAGUCUGAAGCAGCCAGCCAACAGACUGAUGCCCCUGCCACGAUGCAACAAUCUGAAGCAGCCAGCCAACAGUCUGAUGGUCCAACCACGAUGCAACAGGAGGCACAGGUACAUGCAUCUGUCCCCUCAACUGCGAUAGAUUCCCCACGACCAACUGGAACCAUUGGAAACACUGGCACAGUCGCGGGUAACCACAACCCUAUCAUUGUCGGUUCGAGUAGAGUUCAAUUCAAUUACAACUUCCCGUUGGAGGGACCAGGAGUGCCUGCACCCAGACUUCAGCAAAGUCAGAGACCAGACCAAGAACCAAGGUUGAGGGCUCCUAGCUACCAAGAUGUCGGUAACAAGACCAGGGCCAUUUUAAUGAAAUGGUACAAGAAAACACAUAGUUAUGUUCAGUUAAACCCUGGGGUUCCUGACGAUCAAAGACCCAUUGUUGGCAUUUACACUAAAGUGCAGAUUAGAACAAAGAAAGGUACUGUAGAAGAGCAAUUCACAGACGAAAUUGCAUAUUCAACAGAGUAUGAGAAGAUAUUUAAAUGUUUGAAUGAUUUCGAUCGUCUCAUUUUGUUUGGCAAGGGCGGUGUCGGGAAGUCUACAAUUUUUGAUAUGAUUGCAUACGACUGGGCAGAUGAGUCAAACGAAAUCCUGAACAGAUUCAAGCUUGUCUUUCUUUUAAAGAUGUGUGCCCUAGUACAAGAAUCCGAUCUUGUCGAUUCCACUUUUGAUCAACUUCUAGGCGAAGAUUCAGGAAUAGCAAAAGAUGAACUUGAUAUAUUCAUCCUGGCCAACCCAAGUGAGGUCUUGAUUCUUUUGGAUGGUUUUGAUGAAAUGAAGACCAAAUCACUUGAUGCAGCCUCAUUCGGUUCUGUCCUGAAUGCACUGAACAGAACAAGAUACAGGGAUUGUGUGAUAUUUGUCUCUACCCGCCCCUCGCAUUUUGAGACACUGAUGUCAAAAACACUUGUCCAAAAUCCUUGCACACAUGUGGAAGUUCUGGGGUUUAAUGAAGAGGAUGUCAAAACAUACGUUCUAAAAUUCUAUGACAAAGAUCCUGAUAGUGGCAAUGAACUAAUCCAAACCAUUGGGAAGUCUACCACGCUGCGUGAUUUUGCUACGAACCCCAUGUUGUUGCUACUCAUGUGCUUACUAUGGGGGGAGAAGAAACAACUCCCAGAAACAACAUCACGCCUCUUCACUAAGGCAGUAAAUUACAUGUUCACAAGAAAAGACGAAGACACAAAAACACCAGAAAAGAGAAAGGCAAACGUAUCUGGAACAGUGAUUGCCAUAGGACAAACUGCGCUGCGUGGACUCAUGAGUGCCAACCAGCAAUUCUCGUUUCAAGAAGAUGAGUUUGAACCAAAGGCGCUGGACCUGGCACUAAAAGCAGGCAUCCUAAACCAGCAGAGAGUUAUCAAACACCGUGAAUCCCACAACAACAUACAAUUCAUGCACAAGACAGUGCAGGAAUUCUGUGCGGCGAAAUACUUGCAGAGUGUACAUAUGUCGAACCCGGGAUUUGGAAAGCGAAUGGUGUACAAAGUUGUGGCCUUCGGAAAAUUUCAAAAUUAUUUAAGGCAACUUUGUCGAACAAUGGAAGGAGUCUAUGCAAGCGAGUUCCUUUUGAGUUUUUGUAGUGGUGAUAAUGAGAAGUGCAUGACUGACAUCGUAAAGUUGCUUGACCGUAAGUUCAGUAAGGAUCCACAUCGACCCAGGUACCAAUCAAAUGUUAUACGUGUGAUUAGUCAAAACUGCUUUUUUGAAAGCCAGUCAGUAAAUGUCCCGCGGUGUCUCACCAGCGACUCAAAUAUCCCAUCAGAUAUCUAUGUGCGUGGCAAUAAUGAUUUACACAGUCUCAUAUACCUGCUUGAAAUCUUCUGUAGGUCAGACAGCCACACGGCAAAACUGGCACGCAUCGAAACUAUUACAUUGUGUAACGUGUUUUUAGUCAGUGAUAUAGCUUUCAGCCUGUGUUACAUGAAAAACCUUAGUAAGCUGAUGCUUCGGGAAUGUCCUUUAGUGAAGGGAGAUCUUGAGAAGACCCUGUCAUCCCUACGUAACCAACACUUAACCAGUCUUAGCAUAAAGGAUUGUACAUGUAGUGCAUUGGGACAUACAUUUAGAGUUGUAGAAUGGGCCCCUCAUAUGAAACACUUAACAAGCCUCGACACACUUCAAAUAAGUAACUGCGACCUCCAGGGAACAGACAUGCUCAUUGUCUUGGCUGAAGGUAACGUGCCGAAACUUACUGACUUGGUACUUACCUACAGCAUGGCAUUGAGCGGAACGGCUGAGUUGUGGGCCAAGGAAUUGCCGACAAUGACACUCCUAAGUAGGCUGGAGCUGAGUUGGUGCAAUUUGACAGCGACGGACUUUGAACAUAUUGUCGCAGAAGUAUGUGACAUGCCCAGACUGACUGCCUUGAUCCUUACUGGCAACUUUGCAUUGAGCGCAACGGCCGAGUUGUGGGGCAAGCAUUUGCCGAAAAUGGCGCACUUAAAUCAGCUGAGCCUGCGUUCUUGCUGUUUGGCACCGACAGAUAUUAACCACAUUGCCUCAGCUGUAGGUGACAUGCCCAGACUGACUAGUUUGAACCUUUCUCACAAUGGCAUGACGUUGUAUACACGUAUAUCCGUUAAGUUGUGGGCCAUGGAUUUGCCAAAAAUGACGCACUUAAAUAGGCUGGACCUCAGUCAGUGCUAUUUGACACCAACAGACACUGAACACAUUCUCACAGCUGUAGGUGACAUGCCCAGACUGACUGAAUUGAACCUUGAGGGUAACAAUGUAGUGGGCAGAUCAGCUAUGUUGUUGGCCGAGAGAUUGCCGAGACUUAACUUGAGGAUUUAGAUUGCUUGACCUGAAUCAUGUUCGUUGGCUGUCCUGUUUAGGUGAUGUCAAAACUGACUGACUGACUUCAUGGGCGUCGCCAGGAUUUUUCUAGAGGGGGCAAAGCCCAUUUUUCCCCCAAAAAGCAUUUUCCUGAUUGAUCAUUUUUUCAAGGGUGGGAGGGACAUUGGGAGGGUGCCUCCCCCCCUCCUCGCCUCCCCCCCUCCUCACCUCCCCCCUCCUCGCGAUGCCCAUGACUGACUUGCACCUUGCUAAUAAUCGAUCAUUGGGUGGACUAGAUGUGUUUAAUUGUUCUGAUUCCCCUCGGGUAUCGUAACAACUCACUAGAGUACAGUCGACCCUCAUAACAAAAUCGCCUUCAAAGCCUUAAAAAGAAACCAAUUUCAGUUUCAAAUUUAAAGAAUAUUUUGAGUCAUUUGAAGCAAGAUAUGCGACGCAGGGGACCCUACGUCGUUUUGUAGAUCAUUGCGUUGCUGGAAUCUCUGGAAUUCUUUUGAGAUUCGUAUGCAUGUUCAGUAACAAUUAACUGUCUGUACAUGGACACUUUUGAGGGGGCGGGGCUCCCUUCUGUCAUGAAUAACCGAUUCUGCAUCUGCCAACUUUUUAAAUUUGCAAAUGAGAUUAUAAUUUGUUUCUAUGAAUGGACAGGGUGGGUGUUUUUUGACUAAUCGCACGAUUUACUCAUUCGUUUGCACGAUUCACUCAUUGUUUCGCACGAUUCAGUCAUUCGUUUCCACGAUUCACUUGUUCGUUCGCAAGAUUUACUCAUUCCUUUGCAGGAUUUACUCGUUCUUUUGCAUGAUUUACUCAUUCCUUCGCACGAUAUACCCGUUCGUUCAAACGAUCUACUCAUUCUUUCGCACAAUUUAUUCAUUGGUUCCCACGAUUUACUCAUUGGUUUGCAUAAUUUACUCAUUCCUAAACACAGUUUACACGUUCGUUUGCUGAGAUUACUCCUUUGUUCGCGCGAUUUACUCAUUCCUUUGCACGAUUGACUCAUUCGUUUGCAUGAUUCAGCUAUGAAUUAGUAAAUCAUGGGGACGGUUACGUAAAUUGUGCAAACUAAAAUAGCUGAAAAACAAAUUUACAGCCUUUCCCUUCCCCGGGCUCCGUACAUUUCAAAGCUGAACGUGUGUGCAUAAAAAAAAAAAUCCCUGAUUUAAAAAAAUGCAGGCUGAGAAAAAAAUUUACGAAACCCAAAUGUCAGGACCUUUUUUGUUGUGAAGUUCUGCAUGUAGGAUGUAUGAAAUCCCAAUUACUAAACGUUCUUAUAGUUCAAGAAUCAUUUAAAUCACUCAUGUAUUUUUCAAGUUAAGGAAUGUUUAACACAAAUACCAUUUUAAGUUCUGUCCGUAGAUUGCCAAAAAAAGGUAUGUGUUCCUUACAAA